Molecule: messenger RNA, 3948 nt
Organism: Vicugna pacos (alpaca)
Lineage: Eukaryota; Metazoa; Chordata; Mammalia; Artiodactyla; Camelidae
Source: RefSeq, a predicted model, not a curated record
AUGGCCAGUCAGGUGGCAAGUCCAUCUGCUUCAUUACACACCACGUCCUCAUCUACCACGCUGUCGACGCCGGCCCUCUCACCGGCCUCCCCGUCGCAGCUGAGUCCAGACGACUUAGAACUCCUGGCUAAGCUGGAGGAGCAGAAUAGAUUGUUAGAGACGGAUAGUAAGUCUCUAAGAUCUGUAGAUGGGUCAAGAAGAAACAGUGGCUCCUCCCUUGUAUCAAGUUCAUCAGCCUCUAGCAACCUCAGUCACCUUGAAGAGGAUUCUUGGAUUCUUUGGGGAAGAAUCGUUAAUGAAUGGGAAGAUGUGCGGAAGAAGAAGGAAAAGCAAGUUAAGGAGCUUGUUCGUAAAGGGAUACCCCAUCACUUUAGAGCAAUAGUUUGGCAGCUUUUAUGCAGUGCACAGAGCAUGCCAAUUAAGGACCAGUAUUCAGAACUCCUGAAAAUGACCUCACCUUGUGAAAAACUGAUCCGGCGGGACAUUGCUAGAACUUACCCUGAACACAACUUUUUUAAGGAAAAAGAUAGCCUUGGACAGGAGGUUUUGUUUAAUGUAAUGAAGGCGUAUUCCUUAGUGGAUCGUGAGGUUGGUUACUGCCAAGGAAGUGCUUUUAUAGUUGGAUUGUUGCUCAUGCAGAUGCCGGAAGAAGAAGCUUUCUGUGUAUUUGUUAAACUAAUGCAAGAUUACAGACUGCGUGAGCUUUUUAAACCAAGCAUGGCAGAACUGGGCCUUUGUAUGUACCAGUUUGAAUGCAUGAUACAGGAGCAUCUCCCAGAGCUCUUCGUACACUUUCAGUCUCAGAGUUUUCAUACCUCAAUGUACGCGUCGUCUUGGUUUCUGACCAUCUUCCUUACGACUUUCCCAUUACCAAUUGCAACGAGGAUUUUUGAUAUCUUUAUGUCUGAGGGUUUAGAAAUAGUGUUUCGGGUCGGCUUAGCGCUGCUUCAGAUGAAUCAGGCAGAGCUGAUGCAGCUCGACAUGGAAGGGAUGUUACAGCACUUUCAGAAGGUCAUUCCACAUCAGUUUGAUGCUGGUCCAGACAAGUUAAUUCAGGCAGCUUACCAAGUCAAAUACAACUCAAAGAAAAUGAAAAAGCUUGAGAAGGAAUACACUACAAUAAAAACUAAAGAAAUGGAAGAACAAGUUGAAAUUAAAAGGUUACGCACAGAAAAUAGACUUUUAAAACAGCGCAUUGAAACAUUAGAAAAAGAAAGUGCUUCCUUGGCAGAUAGAUUGAUACAGGGACAAGUGACAAGAGCCCAGGAGGCUGAGGAAAACUACCUCAUAAAGCGGGAGCUGGCCAGCAUCAGGCAGCAGAGCGAUGAGGCCAGUGCUAAACUGGAGCGGGCUGAGGGCACCAUCAGGAAGCUCCAGCGCCAGCAGCAGUGGCAUAAAUGCAGUUCCAACUACAAUGAAGAUUUUGUGCUACAGCUGGAGAAGGAAUUGGUCCAAGCCCGUCUGAGUGAAGCCGAGUCUCAGUGUGCACUGAAGGAAAUGCAGGAUAAAGUUCUCGAUAUAGAAAAGAGAAACAACUCUUUUCCUGAUGAAAACAACGUUGCUAGGCUUCAGGAAGAACUCAUUGCUGUGAAACUGAGAGAAGCAGAAGCUAUUAUGGGUUUGAAAGAACUUAGACAACAGGUCAGGGAUUUGGAGGAACACUGGCAGCGACACUUAGCUCGUACUACUGGGAGGUGGAAAGACCCUGCUAAGAAAAAUGCUGUGAAUGAGUUACAAGAUGAACUGAUGACCAUUCGACUUAGAGAAGCUGAAACACAGGCAGAAAUAAGAGAAAUAAAACAGAGGAUGAUGGAAAUGGAAACACAGAACCAGAUCAACAGUAAUCAUCUUCGAAGAGCAGAGCAAGAGGUAAACAACCUACAGGAGAAAGUGCAGUGUCUUUCUGCACAGAACAAAGGGCUGCUGACCCAGUUAAGUGAGGCAAAGCGCAAACAAGCAGAGAUUGAGUGCAAGAACAAGGAAGAAGUGAUGGCUGUGAGACUCCGCGAGGCAGACGGCAUCGCCGCUGUGGCCGAGCUGCAGCGGCACAUUGCUGAGCUCGAAAUCCAGAAAGAAGAAGGGAAGCUUCAAGGACAGCUUAACAAGGCUGAUUCUAACCAGUACAUUAGGGAACUGCAAGAUCAGAUAGCAGAGCUGAAUCAUGAGCUCAGGUGCCUAAAAGGCCAGAGGGGCUUCUCCAGCCAACCCCCUUUUGAUGGAAUCCACAUCGUCAACCAUUUAAUAGGAGAUGACGAAUCAUUCCAUUCCUCUGAUGAAGAGUUCAUAGAUAACUCCUUACAGGAAAGCGGCGUCGGCUUUCCUUUGCACAGAAAGUCUGGCCUGACGUCUCUGGACCCCACCGUGGCAAACGGCAGCGAAAGCGAUGCAGAAGACAGCGUGCCAGAGGCCAGAGAGGGCCACGGCGGUUCUCCGAAGGAGCGGCCCCCGAGGAGAGAGUCGUACUCCACCACUGUCUGACCGUCACUGUGACCUGGACUGUGGGCUUUUUUAAGGGAUCAGUUAUCAGAUGAUUAAGGGUUUUUGGAACAUAUCUGUUUCAUAUGUGUACAUAUAUACAUAUAUGUAUAUAUAUAUAUAUUUUACAAUCUUAUCUGCCUUUUUAUCUUUGCCAAAUCUUCACCACUGACUUACCAUUGCCAUGAAGUAGACUGGAAUAUGGUUAAUGGGAAAAAUAAGGUUCUAACAGUAUUACUGAAGAUUAAUGUUUCUUGUUUAGAAAAUGCAGUUGUAUCUAUAUGUGGGAACCGUUUUGAAGUUCAGAACUAUGGAAAGUUGAAUUUUUCAAACAAAACUGUUCUUGUGCAAUAUUUUAUGCUCAGUAAACAAGUUGUAUAUUUAUGUUUAUCAAUUUGUUUUCAGGGCAGCUGUCUACACACAUUUGACCAAGACAUACAUCUCAUUUACCUUGGGUUUUUUUGUGUUUGGGAAUUUUUUUUUCCAAUUAAAAUUACUGCUUUGUUGGUGGGCCACUGAAAAUUCCCAAACACAAAGCCUUCUUUUCAUAUGAUUUUGUAAACAAGUUCAUGGUUAUCUGUCUUGAGAAUUUCACAUUUUGUUGUAAUUUCAAAGUUUUAUGUGCAUAUGAUGCUUCCAUGUGUUGCCUACCGGUCAGAGUAGUAAGUUAACUACAAAUAUAUUGUUUUUUUGUGUAUAUUUAUAAACCUGCAUCACCCAACAUUGAACAUCAUUUUAUAUGGAGAAUGUAUGUGUUGCAAAAUGACUGCCUUCAGCAUUCUAACAGGACUUCUGUAAAUGAUAGGUUAAAAGAAAAUUGAAAAUAAAUCCGAACACUAAUAUUUUAAUAGCUUUAAUAUUUUGCUUAGCACUCAACACUAGCAGAUUCAUAACUUAACUGAUGGUUGUUCAAAAACACUAUUGGUGAAAUCUUUUACUUCAUGUGUAUGUAACUAAUAAAUUUUUCAUGAUUAGAGAGAUGAUAGCACGCAUUAUUUAGUGCUAAUAUUCUAUGUAAUACAAUUUAAGCAGUGGACUGAGGUCCAGGGUACACAACAAUUAUAUCUGCAAAUAAUCUGUGAACAUUAUCUUCAGAUUCUCUAGUUACUAAUCUAAAGAUAUAGCAAGCCAUAAGAAUCCUUUCCUACCAAUUCUGUUGUAUCAUCUAGACUUUUUUUUCCCUAGAAAACAAUACCUGUCAUUGAUAAAUUGGAGAAAACACUCAAACUACACUUACUCUGUGAAAAGAUGUGUUGACUGAAUGCUUUUCAUUCUCAUUUUAAUCAGCAGCCUUGGGGAAAAAAAACAGCCUUCAAGAAUAAGAGGAAGGUAGAAUUCAGUAAAUAUGGAGGUACAAUUUUGCACAGUAUGUUGCAUGGAGAAAAAAAAUUACAUGACAGAAUGGAAUAGAAGAGAUAAAAGUAGGUUUCUGUCUAAAACCAGGAGUUAUGCCUUAUUAAAGAUUUUCCCAGC